This is a messenger RNA of Penaeus vannamei (Pacific white shrimp), 2724 nucleotides long. The record is from RefSeq and is a predicted model, not a curated record. Lineage: Eukaryota; Metazoa; Arthropoda; Malacostraca; Decapoda; Penaeidae.
AUGCAGCGGGUGAACGGUAGUGAUCACAACAUUCUCCAACCGCUGGCUAGUCUAGUGCAAAAAGGGGGGCAUCUGUGCAUAAGCAAUCCCUACCGGUUCUUAGCAUCUCCGUCGAGACUUCUGCAGUGCCUCUUCGUGGCCACCCAUAGGAAAUGGCCACAUUGCGGUCCCAGGCCAAGCUGUGGGGGAUCAAAGGGUGGCUCAGGGAAGAAACUCUUGAACGCAAAAGCUAACCACAGCUUGUUAAAGGAGAGGCAACGGUUUUACGAGAGCGUAGUUGACAAUGAUGCAUCAACUUCAACGCAAACAACCAUUAUCUCCUCGACCACAAAUCAAAAUGAAGCACAGACAAAAUUAGUUCUCACUACCACAGAGGCCCCCAAAUCAAAUGAAACCGCCAACACUACUGAAACUGCAACAACCACUGCACCUCCUACUACCACUAAAACCCCCUCAACCACUAAAGCUGCUACAACCACUGUAGCUCCUACUACCACCGAGACCCCAACAACCACUGUAGCUUCUACCAAAGAGGCCCCAGCAACCACUGAAGAGACUCCAACAACCACUGAAGCUGCCACAAACACUGAAGCUGCCACAACCACUAAGGCUCCAACAACCACUGAAGUUACCACAACCACUGUAGCUCCUAUUAUCAUUAAGGCUCCAACAACCACUGAAACUGCCACAACCAUUAUAGCUCCUACUACCACUGAGGCUUCAACAACCAUUGAAGGUGCCACAACCACAGUGACAAACACAGCUCCCAUUACCACAGAGGCUCCAACAACCACCGAAGGUGCCACAACCACUGUAGCUCCUACUAACACUAAGGCUCCAACAACCACUGAAGGUCCCACAACCACAGUAGCUCCUACUACCACUGAGGUUCCAACAACCACUAAAGGUUCCACAUCCACAGUAGCUCCUACUACCACAGAGGCUCCAACAACCACUGAGGGUGCCACAACCACAGUAGCUCCUACUACCACUAAGGCUCCAACAACCACUGAAGGUGCCACAACCACAGUAGCUUCUACUACCACAGAGGUUCCAACAACCACUGAAGGUGCCACAAACACAGUAGCUCCCAUUACCACAGAGGCUCCAACAACCACUGAAGCUGACACAACCACAGUAGCUCCCAUUACCACAGAGGCUCCAACAACCACCGAAGGUGCCACAACCACUGUAGCUCCUACUAACACUAAGGCUCCAACAACCACUGAAGGUCCCACAACCACAGUAGCUCCUACUACCACUGAGGUUCCAACAACCACUAAAGGUUCCACAUCCACAGUAGCUCCUACUACCACAGAGGCUCCAACAACCACUGAGGGUGCCACAACCACAGUAGCUCCUACUACCACUAAGGCUCCAACAACCACUGAAGGUGCCACAACCACAGUAGCUUCUACUACCACAGAGGUUCCAACAACCACUGAAGCUGCCACAACCACUAAGGCUCCAACAACCACUGAAGUUACCACAACCACUGUAGCUCCUAUUAUCAUUAAGGCUCCAACAACCACUGAAACUGCCACAACCAUUAUAGCUCCUACUACCACUGAGGCUUCAACAACCAUUGAAGGUGCCACAAACACAGUAGCUCCCAUUACCACAGAGGCUCCAACAACCACUGAAGCUGACACAACCACAGUAGCUCCCAUUACCACAGAGGCUCCAACAACCACCGAAGGUGCCACAACCACUGUAGCUCCUACUAACACUAAGGCUCCAACAACCACUGAAGGUCCCACAACCACAGUAGCUCCUACUACCACUGAGGUUCCAACAACCACUAAAGGUUCCACAUCCACAGUAGCUCCUACUACCACUGAGGUUCCAACAACCACUGAGGGUGCCACAACCACAGUAGCUCCUACUACCACUAAGGCUCCAACAACCACUGAAGGUGCCACAACCACAGUAGCUUCUACUACCACAGAGGUUCCAACAACCACUGAAGAUGCCACAACCACAGUAGCUCCUACUACCACUGAGGUUCCAACAACCACUGAAGUGCCACAUCCACUGUGCCACAUCCACGAUAGCUCCUACUACACUGAAAACAACACUGAAGGUGCACAUCCACUGUGCCACAUCCACAGCUCCUACUACACUGAGGCUCCAACAACUAGGUGCCACAUCUGUAGCUCCACUACCACUGAACAACCACUGAAGUGCACUGUAGCUCCUACUACCACUGAGGUUCCAACAACCACUAAAGGUGCCACAUCCACGAUAGCUCCUACUAUCACUGAGACUGAAGGUGCCACAUCCACGAUAGCUCCUACUAUCACUGAGGCUCCAACAACUACUAAAGGUGCCACAUCCACUGUAGCUCCAACUACCACUGAGGUUCCAACAAACACUGAAGCCACAUCCACUGUAGCUCUACUACCACUUCCAACAACCACUGAAGGUGCCACAUCUACUAUAGUCAUACUACCACUGAGAUUCCAACAACCACUGAAGGCUCCAACAACCACUGAAGGUACCACAUCCACUGUAGCUCCUACUAACACUGACGCUCCAACAACCACUGAAGCUCCUACUACCACUGAGGUUCUAACAACCACUGAACGUGCCACAACCACAGUAGCUCCUACUACCACUGAGGUGCACAUCCACUAUAGCCCUACUACCACUGAGGUUCCAACAACCACUGAAGUNGAGAGAGACGAGAAGGAGACGAGAUCGGAGAUCGGAGGAGACUUUUGA